AUGAUGCCACUUGGUGCAGUGUAUGUUGGAAUUAGCUCCAAAGAAGAAAAUUUUGUAAGGGAUGAAGCAGUAAAGUUGAUUUCAGAUGGGUUGGAACAGAAAUUAAUCUCUCUCUUGCAGGAUCUUCUAUCCUCCAGUCAUCCUGAGCAAAUGGAUGUUGAUAUUUUCACUUUGUGGGCUGAGGGGACACUGAUUGAAGACAAUUUGGUUUUGGACAUCCUUUUCCUGCUUUAUUACGAGUCACUUUGUACUUGUAAUGGUGAAACAUGGAAAAAGCUGUGUUUGCUUUACAAGGGGAUCUUAUCUGGGUUGUAUAACUUUGAAAAGCUUGCAAUCUCAGCUGAGGCACUAAAGUCAUCUUAUCAUGCUAGGAUCCAGCUCCUACUUAUUCUUAUAGAAACCCUGGACCUGGAAAAUCUUCUUCAGCUGGUGCAUGAUGAAGUACCUUUCAGGCAGGGUGCUCCUGUGUUUUCCGUGACUGAUAUCCAACAGAUGGAUGUAUUAAUAUCUAGUUUUGUUACGCUUGAAACGAGAGAAGCUGGCCUACUAAUUCUUGCAUGGGCAGUAUGUCUCUGUCUAAUUUCAUCACUUCCUGGGAGCGAGGAAAAUAGUGUGCUAAUGGAUAUUGAUCAUGUUGGCUACGUUCGUCAAGCCUUCGAAGGUGCAUCUCUAAGUAUUUUUGUCGACAUUCUUGAAAGUGAAUUGUUGAAAGAAUCAGAUGGACCUGUUGCUGGUUAUCGAAGUGUCUUGAGAACCUUUAUUUCUGCAUUUAUUGCUUCUUAUGAGAUUAAUCUUCAGUCAGAGGAUAGCACCCUCAAUCUUAUACUGGAUAUUCUUUGUAAAAUUUAUCGUGGAGAGGAGUCACUUUGUAUUCAGUUUUGGGACAAGGAAAGUUUUAUUGAUGGUCCUAUUCGGUGUCUUCUUUGCAACUUGGAAGGUGACUUUCCCUUCAGGACUGCAGAAUUUGUUCGUCUUUUAUCAGCCCUUUGUGAAGGGAGUUGGCCAGCAGAAUGUGUGUAUAACUUUCUUGAUAAAUCUGUUGGUGUAUCAUCCUUGUUUGAAAUUACUAGCGAGUCCCUGGUUGACAGAGCCUCUCAGGUUGUUGAAACUCAACUGCCACUGAAUGUUCCUGGGACAGAAAGUCUACUCAUUCCUAGUAAAACUCGUGGACAUGUUUUAAAAUUUAUUGGUGGGAAUACAGCUCUUGUACGUUGGGAGUAUGCACAAUCAGGGUUGCUUGUCUUGCUCCUGCGUUUGGCCAAUGAGCUGUAUCUGGAGAGUAACGAGGAAGUUUUUCUUACUUUUGACCUUCUGAGCCGACUAGUUUCCUUUAACACGGCCAUAACUUUUCCAUUGAUGGAAAUUGGCAACACAUUUUAUCUUCAAGCAGCAGGAGUGAAUGAGCAGAUGGAAAAGAGCUUUUGGGUGGUUGAGGUCAUUUGUGCUGUGAUAAAAAAAUCAUCUUCCAAUUCUGGAAAUGCUGCAGUGAUGUCCAUGGGUUUAUGCACAACACUGUCUAUGGAAAGAGAGGGGGGACAUGGAGUUCAGUGGGAGAGGGGGUUGAAGUUUGCGGGUUUGGCUGUUAAUAAUUGGUUUAAGCUGGUGGAGGCAAGAUUAGAGAAUGAUCUGGUUCUGGCCUUGGUCGUUUUUUCUCUGCAAUAUAUUCUAGUUAAUCAUGAGUACUGGAAAUACAAGGUGAAGCAUGUUAGAUGGGAAGUAACACUGAAGGUGUUGGAAGUGAUGAAAACAUGCAUCACGUCAGUCUUAUCCUCUGAAAAAUUGGCCAUGGUAAUCCAUGAUAUCUUACUCCAUGAUUCUUCCAUCCACAAUGCACUCUUUCAUCUUGUAUGUACAACCAGGCAAACCUUAGAGAAUCUUUAUGUCAGCCGUCUUGUUGAACUGGAGGAGAUUGAAGGGUUUCAGCUUGCUAUUAGCUCUGCUUUGGAUAUUAUAUAUACUAUGCUCUCCAAAUUUUGCAAGGAUAUCUCACCAAGUCUUCCUGUAUUUCAUCUAUCAGUGUUGUCAUCUACUACGAAACCAAUUCCUGUUGUUGCGGCUGCUAUAUCUUUGAUAUCAUAUUCUCACUCUCCUGCAAUACAGGUUGGUGCUGCUAAGGUGCUAUCUAUGUUGUUUACCACAGCAGAUUAUAUGCAACCAUAUUUGUCUGGCAAUGUGUGCUUUGGCCUGGAUGAUAAGCAGAUCGCAGAUAUGAGGCAUUCUAUUAAAAAAACAUUAGUUAAGCAGUUGGAUUGGAAUGAAGAUUUAUUUGUUGCUACAGUCAAUCUGCUUACUUCUGCAGCUCGUUAUCAGCCUGCUUAUCUUCUUGUUAUUUUUUCCCUAAAAGAGGAUACAGAGGUCCAGUUGAGUAAUUCUGGUGGCACAAAGCAGCCUAUAAAUGAACCUUCAAAUGACUCCCAGUGUUCCAACAAGUCAGGUCUGCUAGAUGCGCUUAUGCAAUAUGUUGAAAGAUCAAAUGAAUUUAUUGACAGCAAUCCCCAUAUACUGUUCACUGUACUUGAUUUCCUCAAGGCACUAUGGCAAGGGGCUGUUAAUUAUGUAUCCAUAUUGGAGUGCCUGAAGAGCUCUGGAAAGUUCUGGAAACAAUUGUCCAAUUGUAUCUCAUCAGUUGCUCGCUUGAAAGCAUCAUCGUUUGAAUAUGUGACUGAAACUCAGUCUCAAAGCUUGGCAUUCAAAUAUCAAUGUCAAUCCACUAUAUUGGAAAUGAUGGCACAUGAAAUGUUCCUGAAGAAGAAGUUGUUACAUGCUGAGUCUAUCAUAAAAGAAAUGUCUGAAUCAAAGGAGGGAAAUGAAAAGGCAUCAAGCACAGAAAAUUCAAAAUCAGCAAAUGGAUGCGAGUUGAAAGAUAUUUUGUCAAGCUGGUGCGAUAGAUCGAUUUUCAGCAAUCUGAUCAAUUUAUAUGCUUCUUGUGAAUAUGACAAUGAAAUAUCUUAUCGUGCAAAGGUCGCUGCCAGUUUAUUCAUUGUCCAUGCGAUGGUUAAGAUAGUAACCAGUAAUGCAGGAAGUUUAUCUGUAUCAUUGGUUGAGAAGAUCCAGAUCACUUUUAAACAGUUGAGUUGUCAGCUUGCCUUUUCUGAAUUGUUGGCACAAUAUUCUCAGCAGGGUUACAGUGAAGGAAAGGAACUAAAAGUUCUGAUACUCAACGAUCUCUAUUAUCAUCUACAAGGAGAGCUAGAAGGUCGUAAAAUUGGUCCUGGACCAUUUAAGGAACUCUCUCAGUAUCUGGUGGAAUCAAACUGUUUGCUAAGCUAUCAACACAAGUACGGUGACGAACCUUAUGGAAAUGCCAAAGAUAUUCACUUGUAUGACCUGAUGCGCAUACAAUUAGAUAUGGGAUUAAAUAUGUGGGAUUACACAAAUUGGAAAGACUCUAAAGCAAUUGCACAAACAAUGUUGGAGUGCUUCCAGGAUGCAAAUUCAAUGGUUUUACUGGCUUUUUCAAAGCUUUCUGCACUGAAAGCAUUGCUAACUGCUCUGAUUAUGUGGGAAGAUAAUUCACCAGAGAAUAAGGCUAGUACUGAGGGGAAGAUUCCUGACAGACUCUGCUUUUCAUGCAUUGACAACAUAUGCAAAUCUUUUCGAACCACAGUAGAAUUGCUAGCUCCAGUUCUGGAUGCCUCUGAUGAGAUUCUUGAUAUCCUUGGUGCAGAAGCUGAAUUAAUUCUACAUCUAAUGAGAUCUGCACAAAGCAACUUACCUUUUUCUGUUAGUAUACUUGUCUUGAAAACGUCAUGUUCUGGCCUCAAAUUGCUGAGUAACUUCAGGUCUUCUGUUACUGGGGUUAAUAAAACAGUAAAGUUUUUGCUCAUGCUGCUUCUUUUCUCUUUGGAGAUUAGUAAUACUUCAGAUAAGGAAUCUGAAGACUUUGCUGAGGUUUCAAAUGUUUGUCUGGGGCUUUUGCCUAUUCUAUGCAAUUGCAUUACAGCUACUGAGCAUUGUUCCCUCUCCUUGGCUACCAUAGACUUAGUAUUGAGAUGUUUUUUGACACCUAACACUUGGUUCCCCAUCAUACAGAAACAUCUCCAAUUACCUCAUGUUAUUCUGAAAGUUCAUGAUAAAAGUUCUUUCUCAUUUGUUCCAAUUACUUUGAAGUUCCUUUUGACCCUGGCACGUGUGAGAGGAGGUGCUGAAAUGCUCCUGAGUGCUGGUUUCUUCUCGUCUCUUAGAGCUUUGUUUGCACACUCAUCAGAUGUUGGGCCUCCCACAGUUAUGACGAACGAUAGUGGCUUCCUUAAGUCUUCUGACAAAACAGAAAAGCCUCAAUCUAUUUGGGGCCUUGGCUUGGCAGUAAUUGUAGCUUUGGUUCACUCUUUAGGAGACACUUCUUCAUAUAAUGAUAUUCUGGACAGUGUGAUACCUUAUGUUUUUUCAGAGAAAGCUGAUCUGAUUUCUUAUUGUCUCAGUGCACCUGACUUUCCAUCUGAUAGUCAUGACAAGAAAAGACCACGGGCACAAAGGACACAGACUUCUCUGAGUGCUCUUAAAGAAACAGAACAUACUCUUAUGUUGAUGUGUGCGCUAGCUAAACAUUGGAGGUCAUGGGUUAAGGUCAUGAAAGAAAUGGAUUCGGAGCUGAGGGAGAAAAAGGAGUUAGAGUGCUGCAAGAAACCAUCAUUUCUAAACAGCAGGAAUGGAUGGUUUGCUCUUUCACCUCUCUUUGGUGCAUCAAAACCCAAGUCUUCUGCUUUCUCAGCCAACGUUACUGCUAAUGUAAUCAAGGGCCAAUCAACUGAAACUACCAAUCCAGUUUCUCCAACUUAUUUUUCAGACUUGGUUGCCCUGCAGAUCUAUAGGAUUGCUUUUCUUCUUUUGAAAUAUCUCUCUAUGGAAGCAGAGGGUGCUGCUAAAAGGUCAGAGGAAGUGGGGUUUGUUGAUCUCGCUCAGAUUCCUGAGCUGCCAAUGCCGGAGAUCUUGCAUGGCUUGCAGGAUCAAGCAGCUGCUAUUGUUUCUGAACUAUGUGGUUCAAACAAAUCAAAGCACAUGAAUCCUGAAAUCCAGUCUGUCUGUCUCUUACUACUUCAAAUAAUGGAGAUGGCUCUGUAUUUGGAGCUCUAUGUUUUACAGAUUUGUGGAAUAAGACCUGUAUUAGGGCGUGUGGAGGAUUUUUCGAAGGAAGUGAAAUUGUUAUUAAAAGCCAUUGAAGGGCAUGCGUUCUUAAAAGCAUCAGUGACAUCCUUGAGACAUAUAAUAUCUCUCGUCUAUCCCGGAUUGUUACAGACCGAAGGCUUUUUGUGA
This is a messenger RNA of Dovyalis caffra, 5253 nucleotides long. Lineage: Eukaryota; Viridiplantae; Streptophyta; Magnoliopsida; Malpighiales; Salicaceae. The record is from the annotation of a GenBank genome assembly.